UUGGUACUUGGGGUAGUUAUGCCUUUAAUUUUGUGGGCCAGCAGAAGUACAGGUGUUGAUUUUCGCUUUGCUUCAUACAUUGGUGAUUACAUGGUGCUGCAGAAGGAGCCUGCUGGAGCAGUGAUCUGGGGCUAUGGCACACCUGGAGCCACAGUGACAGUGACUGUGUACCAAGACAAGGAGACUGUCAUGAAGAAAGUGACCAGUGUGAAAGCACACUCUAGUAUCUGGAUGGUGGUACUGGAUCCUAUGAAACCUGGUGGACCUUUUGAAGUGAUGGCAAAACAGAUCACUGGGAGGAAGAAUUUUACCCUCAGAGUUUGUAAUGUCUUAUUUGGAGAUGUCUGGCUUUGCAGUGGACAGAGUAACAUGCAGAUGACUGUUUUACAGAUAUUUAAUGCUACAAGAGAGAUGUCUGAUACUGCUGCCUAUCAGUCUGUUCGCAUUCUCUCAGCUUCUCUUGUUCAGUCAAAGGAGGAGCUGGAAGACCUUGCUGGGCUUGACUUGCCAUGGUCUAAGCCCACCUCAGAAAACUUAGGCCAUGGGAAUUUCCAGUACAUGUCAGCAGUGUGCUGGCUUUUUGGGCGUUACUUGUAUGACACUCUACAGUACCCCAUUGGACUGAUAUCCUCCAUCUGGGGUGGCUCACCCAUUGAAGCCUGGUCAUCUGGAAGGUCACUGAAAGCCUGUGGAGUCCCUAAGCAAGGGGCACCUUUUUCUGAUUCUGUGCUUGGUCCCAGUGAGCAUUCGGUGCUCUGGAAUGCCAUGAUUCACCCACUACAUAAUAUGACCCUGAAAGGCGUGAUAUGGUACCAGGGAGAGUCCAAUACAAAUUAUAAUAAGGACCUGUACAAUUGCACCUUCCCGGCACUCAUUGAAGACUGGCGCCAAACCUUUCAUUAUGGUUCCCAGGGACAGACAGAGCGUUUUUUCCCAUUUGGAUUUGUCCAGUUAUCUUCAUAUUUGUCUAAGACCUCAAAGAAUGAUUUUCCCCAAAUCCGUUGGCACCAGACAGCAGACUUUGGUUAUGUCCCCAAUGCAAGGAUGCCUAACACCUUCAUGGCUGUCGCUAUGGAUCUUUGUGAUAGAAAUUCACCUUUUGGCAGCAUUCACCCUCGAGAUAAACAAACUGUGGCCUAUAGGCUGCAUUUGGGGGCCCGUGCCGUGGCUUAUGGUGAGAAGAAUUUGACUUUCCAAGGACCAUUACCUGAGAAGAUUGAACUCUUGGUCAGUGAAGGGCUGCUCAACCUCACAUACUACCAGAAAAUCCAAGUCCAGAGGCAGGACAACAAGAUAUUUGAGAUCUCAUGUUGCACUGACCAUCAAUGCAAGUGGCUCCCAGCUCCCAUGAGCACUUUCUCCACCUGGACCCUGGCCCUGAAUAUAAAUUCUUGUCUUGGCACUGUAGUUGCUCUCCGCUAUGCCUGGACCACAUGGCCUUGUGAAUAUAAGCAGUGCCCUAUAUAUCACCCCAGCAGUACCCUGCCAGCUCCUCCUUUCAUUGCAAACAAGAUUUCUGGACAUCACAGGAAGGAUGUCAAAUGA
Molecule: messenger RNA, 1545 nt
Organism: Orycteropus afer afer
Lineage: Eukaryota; Metazoa; Chordata; Mammalia; Tubulidentata; Orycteropodidae
Gene: SIAE
Product: sialic acid acetylesterase
Exons: 10
Coding region: 19-1545 (508 amino acids)
Biological process (GO): carbohydrate metabolic process
Molecular function (GO): sialate O-acetylesterase activity
Source: RefSeq, a predicted model, not a curated record